Molecule: messenger RNA, 2707 nt
Organism: Antechinus flavipes (yellow-footed antechinus)
Lineage: Eukaryota; Metazoa; Chordata; Mammalia; Dasyuromorphia; Dasyuridae
Gene: HTR1A
Product: 5-hydroxytryptamine receptor 1A
Exons: 1
Coding region: 1196-2485 (429 amino acids)
Biological process (GO): regulation of behavior; regulation of hormone secretion; adenylate cyclase-activating adrenergic receptor signaling pathway
Cellular component (GO): plasma membrane
Molecular function (GO): G protein-coupled serotonin receptor activity
Source: RefSeq, a predicted model, not a curated record
CAGAAACAAACAAAAAUUCAUUCAAUUAAGUUUUUCACAAAUUGCUUACAUGUUUCUUACUGGCAUUUUGCUGGAGAGGAUGAAGAUGAAAAUCCAAGUGUGAAGAUUCAUUUCCUUCUUUUCCAUUUUAAAAAUAAUUAUAAUACAGAAUAGUAAGUCUAACCGUUAGAGCUUUAUUUCCUCAUUUGCCACGUCUUUAAAUUAUUUUUAUCUUUUUUUCUUCCAUUCCCACAAAAAAUUGCAUGUCAAUCCUUUUUUCCCUCUUCUUCUUCUUUUGAUCAAACCUAUUGAGUAGUUUUAAAUAGGUUGUUUUUCCUUGGACUUGAAUGGAGUCAAAGCAGUUCUUAUAAUGCCAGUCUAAUAGAUGGCUAAGGGGUUAUAUGAGGAUUCUGAAAUCAGGACGUGUGGAUGAAAUAGUUGGACAGGAUGGAAACAAACAAGGUGAAGGGGGUGGAGGAGGGAAGGAGCAAAUAGGGAGAACGCCGCAUUAGAAAGGGGAGGGUAAGGAGAGAGUGUGGGAGGGAGGGAGAGAAGUCGUCAGAGUGGCAGGGUGUGAUAAAUAAAAGGGAGCGAGGAGAGAGAGAGCAGACAGAAGACAGAGACUUGAAGGCGAGUUGGGGAAAAGAAGGAGAGAGAGGAAGAGGGAAAGAAGAAGGAAGAGAGAGAAGAAAGGAAGGAUGCAGUGAGAGCAGUACGAGAGAAAGAAAGAGAGAGAGAGAGAGAGAGAGAGAGAGAGAGACAAAGAGAGACAGAGAAAAGUGUCACUGAGUGACAUAGGAUUGGGGGUUCUCUUUUCCAGCUCCUUCCAGGUCUUUAGACUGCUUAUGAGUAGAGGAGUCUUGCUCUGUCUGGCAGUUGGACAGCGGCAGCGACAGGGACAGCUGCAAACCUGAGUGGACAGAGAAAGACAGAGACUCUGUAGCCCAGACAUAUCUGAUUUAAUCGGAGUAGCUUCUCCGCUAACUUCUGUUUGGUGCUGGUGAUCAAGGAGCCCGCCGGACUAAACAAGUGCACCAAUUGUGUGGCUUGCUGAAGAUGCUCGAACUAGUGACUUCGUCGGAGAGAGAACUCCCAGCAUAAACUGCCCCAUCCCUCCAUCGCCCUAAUUCUAGAAGUGAGAAGAGGACAAAAACAAGGAGGGGGUAAGGGGGAGGCAGGUGCCUCACUCUGCCGCCCAAUUCACCACCUCUGCGGCAUGGAUGGAUUCACACCCAGCAACCCCCUGCCCCUUGGUCCGGAUGACCUUAACAACCAGAGCAACAACACUACCUCCAGUGACUCGCCCUCCGUUCGGGCCAAUGGUACUGAUCUCUCAGACGUGUCCUUCGGCUACCAGGUAGUCACCUCGGUGCUGCUCGGGUCUUUGAUCCUCUGCGCGGUGAUCGGCAAUGCGUGUGUAGUGGCCGCAAUUAUCCUGGAGCGCUCUCUGCAGAACGUGGCUAACUAUCUUAUCGGCUCUCUGGCUGUCACCGACCUGAUGGUUUCCGUGCUAGUUUUACCCAUGGCUGCUCUCUACCAGGUCCUCAACAAGUGGACCCUGGGCCAGGUGACCUGCGACAUUUUUAUCUCCCUAGAUGUACUCUGCUGCACGUCGUCCAUCCUGCAUCUGUGUGCCAUUGCCCUGGACAGGUACUGGGCCAUCACCGACCCCAUUGACUAUGUAAAUAAGAGAACCCCCCGGAGAGCUGCUAUCCUCAUCAGCCUCACUUGGCUUAUCGGCUUUCUGAUCUCUAUCCCACCCAUGCUGGGUUGGCGGACCCCACAAGACCGCUCUAACCCCGACGCCUGCACCAUCAGCAAAGACCACGGCUAUACCAUUUACUCUACGUUUGGCGCCUUCUACAUCCCCCUGCUUCUGAUGCUAGUGCUCUACGGGCGGAUCUUCAAAGCCGCUCGGUUCCGGAUCCGCAAGUCAGUCAGGAAGACGGAGAAGUUUGGGGACAGUUGCUUCGGUAGUUCCCCUGCUCCCCCACCCAAGGACGACGACGGGGAAUCCAGCAGCAGGAAUUGGAGGCGCUGGGCGGAGCCCAAGACUGUGGAGGAGGCCUGCGUGAAUGGGGCUAUAAGGAUGGGUGAAGAUCGCGGCGCCGUGGAGGUGAUUGAGAUCCAACAGUACGGCACCUCCAAGGACCAUCUAUCGCUCCCCAGUGACGGUGGUGGACUCCCCAGUGUCACCUACGACCAGAAGGCCGAACGGAAUGCAGAAGCCAAGAGGAAGCUGGCUUUGGCCCGGGAGAGGAAGACGGUCAAGACCCUGGGCAUCAUAAUGGGUACCUUUAUCCUCUGCUGGCUGCCAUUCUUUAUCGUGGCCCUGGUCCUGCCCUUCUGCGAGAGCAGCUGCCACAUGCCCAACUCACUGGGUGCGAUCAUCAACUGGCUGGGCUACUCCAACUCUCUGCUCAACCCUAUCAUCUAUGCCUACUUCAACAAAGAUUUCCAAAGUGCUUUCAAGAAGAUCAUUAGGUGCAAAUUCUGCUGGCGUUAAUUCUGCGGCAGUAAUAUUUUGCUGGCUGGGGUCUGAUUGCACAAUCUGACCCCUCCCCAUGCUCACCCUCACCUCCACCUCACUUCUUGAUAAGUCACUCACCUCCAGAUUUAGCUUACCUCUUUUCUCCUAAACCUCCAUGUCACCACUGCCUCUGCCUUUGGGGUUCCAGUCUUCUUUAGCUAAUGCCACCCAAUGCUGGGGGGGGGGAGGGAGAAGGGG